AUGAUGCGAUCUGGUCUUAUUUCUAUGAUCUAUGACCAGACCAUCGACAUGACUGCGGCUGAUUUGACUGAUUCCGCGGCUAUUACAUUGAUGGGUACCGAUGUUGAACGGAUAGUGGCUAACUUGAAAAACUUGCAUGAGGCAUGGGCGUCUAUUAUAGAAGUGGGGAUCGCGAUUUGGUUAUUAGAGCGCGAGAUCGGGGUUGCCUGCUUUAUACCUCUUGUCACCUCACUGGCAUCCGUGGCAGGAAUGGUCCCAGUGUCAAGCCUAUCUGGGCAGGCGCAAAAGCAAUGGAUCGAGCGAGUACAAAAGCGACUGGAAGUGACAGCAAACACGUUAGGCAGCAUGAAGGCUGUACAAAUGCUCGGGCUUGGCGAUGUCAUUUUACCGCUGGUGUCACGUCUGCGUGAAAUUGAAGUGAAAACUUCAGUCACUUUCCGGAAGUUGUUGAUAUGGCAGGUUGCGCUCUCGAACGUGCCUGUUGUCUUCGCUCCCUUCGCUACGUUCACAAUCUACGCAAUAAUAUCUGCUGUGCGACACGAUGGGUCAAUUCUCUCUGCUCAGGCAUUCACAUCCCUUGCUUUGAUUUCUCUUCUCACCAAUCCCCUACUCAUAUUUUGCCAAGUCAUGCCCGCACUAUGGCAAGCUAUCGCUUGCUUUGACCGGAUUGAAGCAUAUUGUGCGAAAUGCACCCCUUCACCCGCAAAGUAUGAAGAUGAGGCUCAGCCUGUCCCGUCAUCUGAAAAGUUCUGUCCAUUUUUGAUCUCAUUCCAAGAUGCAGACAUAGCAUGGUCCUCAGACAAAGAUCCCGUGCUCCGCCAUCUGACCCUCAAUAUUCGUCAGGGCAUUACGAUGAUCGUCGGUCCUGUUGGAUGUGGAAAGUCAACUCUGAUUGAGAGCAUCCUCAGUCAGCACAUGGUUAAAGAUGGUUCCAGAACAGCCUCGUUCUCAAGAGCGGCCUAUUGUCCACAGAUCCCGUGGAUCACGAAUGAUACCAUCCGGGCCAAUAUCAUCGGAUUCCUGGAAUUUGACCAAGCAUGGUAUGACUUCACAUGCGAGGCUUGUGGCCUGCAACAGGACCUCAGGGCUCUUGUGGAAGGUGACAUGCAUCUAGCUGGAAGCGGCGGCAUCUCACUUAGUGGAGGCCAAAAGCAGCGAAUUGCGCUAGCCCGGGCAGUCUACUCUAGGCUUGACGUUGUGAUCCUGGACAAUAUAUUCAGCGGGCUCGACUCAACAAAUAUUGCUUUUAUCUCGAACCAGCUGUUAGGCAAAGACGGCCACUUUAGAAAAGCGGGGAUAUCUGUUAUUCUCGCUAUGAGUACAGAUGAAAUUGUGACUAUAGAUGAGAGAAAGAUCACAGCUUCGGGGUCAUACAGUGAAAUACAAUCUAGGAAUCCAGGGAUUAUCUCAAAGGAUCAGAAGCCAGCGGCGAAUCCUCCCCUUGCAACGGCGGAGAAAUCAAACUUCCACCUCACGGUUGUCGAAAACAAAGAUCGUACCAGCAAUGCUGUGCAAACCGCCGACAAAAAAAGGGCCAUGCGUGUUAAACGGAACGGAAAUUGGCCCGUGUACACAUACUACUUUCGGAGCGCAGGAUACGGAAUUUUGGUCUCCUUUUUGGCCUUCACUAUUAUUGAGGCGUUCUGCUCCAGCUUUCAAACAUUAUGGAUUCAAUGGUGGGUUGAAGCAAAUGAAGAGCAACCUAACAAGCAGCUGGGGAUGUAUCUCGGUGUUUACGGAUUGAUAUUUGGGUUGGCAUUUCUGAGUCUCGUAACUGGCUGCUGGUUGCUUUUUGUUCCAGCCCUUAACAAUACUUCGCUGAAUUUGCAUUCCGAUCUUCUCAAAACAGCGCUUAGAUACCUGGCAGCCUCGGUCCCACUCUUGGGUGUGGUUCUAUUCUUCAUUCAGUCAUAUUAUCUGCGCACAUCCCGACAGGUCCGAUUGCUAGACAUCGAGGCCAAAGCACCUCUGUACACACACUUUCUCGAGACCAUCCACGGCAUAUCAAGCAUCCGAGCCUUCAACUGGGGGCUCCAGCUGCGAGAGAAAAGCCACUCCCUAUUAAACCGAUCGCAACGACCGGUAUACAUGCUUUACAGUAUCCAGCAAUGGCUGAUUCUGGUUUUGGAUUUGACUGUUGGAGCGAUCGCAGUCAUUCUAAUCGCCAUGGUCACAUCCCUAAAAGAUCGAUUUAAUGCAGCAUCCAUUGGGGUUGCACUCAACAUUUUACUGACACUAAAUCAAACCUUAGCAAAUGCCCUUAAGAUGUGGACUAUGACUGAAACCUCUAUCGGGGCCGUCACGCGCGUCCAGCGCUUUAUAGAAGAUACCCCAUCGGAAGAACGCGGUAUCGCAUCUUCAAUUGCUCCUCAACUACCGCAUAACUGGCCUUGCUAUGGUGAGGUAAAAUUCACAGAGGUGACUGCUGGAUAUGACCACUCAACUACUCCGAUCCUGAAAAGUCUUACCCUUACCAUCAAGCCGGGGGAGAAAAUUGCCAUUUGCGGAUCAUCCGGUAGUGGAAAAACAUCACUUAUCAUGGCGAUGCUCCAGAUGCUUGACAUUCAGUCCGGACGGAUAGAAAUAGACGGCAGGAACCUCACCGAAAUCCCGAGAAGCACAAUCCGCUCGCGCAUCAACGUUGUCCCCCAAGACCCAUUUUUUAUGCCAGGCACCCUCCGCUUCAAUCUCGAUCCUCGCCAGUGCGUGAUCGAUGCGGAACUGGUCCGUGCCAUUGAUAAGGUGGGCCUCUGGGAUCGAGUUCACGCCAAAGGGGGCUUGGAUAUGGAGUUCUCUACUGCGGACUGGUCGGUCGGACAGAGGCAAUUGCUUGCCUUGUCUCGGGCCCUGAUAAAAAAAGUUCUCUGUUGA
Molecule: messenger RNA, 2871 nt
Organism: Penicillium crustosum
Lineage: Eukaryota; Fungi; Ascomycota; Eurotiomycetes; Eurotiales; Aspergillaceae
Product: ABC transporter transmembrane domain type 1
Exons: 9
Coding region: 1-2871 (956 amino acids)
Biological process (GO): transmembrane transport
Cellular component (GO): membrane
Molecular function (GO): ATP hydrolysis activity; ATP binding; ABC-type transporter activity
Source: RefSeq, a predicted model, not a curated record